Acinonyx jubatus (cheetah) is the source of this 4383-nucleotide messenger RNA. Its product is annotated as collagen alpha-1(I) chain-like. The annotation marks the transcript as partial. Lineage: Eukaryota; Metazoa; Chordata; Mammalia; Carnivora; Felidae. The transcript is spliced from 22 exons. The record is from RefSeq and is a predicted model, not a curated record.
AUGCCCCACGCUCGCUUCCACCCUCUUCCCAGUGAGCGGCCCGACGCGGUGCGGUGCGGUGCGGUGCGGUGCGGGAUGGAAGCGGAGGCGGGCGUGGGGCCAAGCCGGGAGCAGACUGCAAGAGUCCCGGGAUCGGUGAAGGCCGGGGCUUGCGCCACAGCGCCUUGCCAGGGUCCUCUUGCGCCGCCUCCGCCACCCGCCCGGGGCCCGCGGCGGAGGGCGGCGGCAGCCAGUGAGCGGCCCGACGCGGUGCGGUGCGGUGCGGUGCGGUGCGGGAUGGAAGCGGAGGCGGGCGUGGGGCCAAGCCGGGAGCAGACUGCAAGAGUCCCGGGAUCGGUGAAGGCCGGGGCUUGCGCCACAGCGCCUUGCCAGGGUCCUCUUGCGCCGCCUCCGCCACCCGCCCGGGGCCCGCGGCGGAGGGCGGCGGCAGCCAGUGAGCGGCCCGACGCGGUGCGGUGCGGUGCGGUGCGGUGCGGGAUGGAAGCGGAGGCGGGCGUGGGGCCAAGCCGGGAGCAGACUGCAAGAGUCCCGGGAUCGGUGAAGGCCGGGGCUUGCGCCACAGCGCCUUGCCAGGGUCCUCUUGCGCCGCCUCCGCCACCCGCCCGGGGCCCGCGGCGGAGGGCGGCGGCAGCCAGUGAGCGGCCCGACGCGGUGCGGUGCGGUGCGGUGCGGUGCGGGAUGGAAGCGGAGGCGGGCGUGGGGCCAAGCCGGGAGCAGACUGCAAGAGUCCCGGGAUCGGUGAAGGCCGGGGCUUGCGCCACAGCGCCUUGCCAGGGUCCUCUUGCGCCGCCUCCGCCACCCGCCCGGGGCCCGCGGCGGAGGGCGGCGGCAGCCAGUGAGCGGCCCGACGCGGUGCGGUGCGGUGCGGUGCGGUGCGGGAUGGAAGCGGAGGCGGGCGUGGGGCCAAGCCGGGAGCAGACUGCAAGAGUCCCGGGAUCGGUGAAGGCCGGGGCUUGCGCCACAGCGCCUUGCCAGGGUCCUCUUGCGCCGCCUCCGCCACCCGCCCGGGGCCCGCGGCGGAGGGCGGCGGCAGCCAGUGAGCGGCCCGACGCGGUGCGGUGCGGUGCGGUGCGGUGCGGGAUGGAAGCGGAGGCGGGCGUGGGGCCAAGCCGGGAGCAGACUGCAAGAGUCCCGGGAUCGGUGAAGGCCGGGGCUUGCGCCACAGCGCCUUGCCAGGGUCCUCUUGCGCCGCCUCCGCCACCCGCCCGGGGCCCGCGGCGGAGGGCGGCGGCAGCCAGGCAGGCAGCAGUGAGCGGCCCGACGCGGUGCGGUGCGGUGCGGCGCGGUGCGGUGCGGGAUGGAAGCGGAGGCGGGCGUGGGGCCAAGCCGGGAGCAGACUGCAAGAGUCCCGGGAUCGGUGAAGGCCGGGGCUUGCGCCACAGCGCCUUGCCAGGGUCCUCUUGCGCCGCCUCCGCCACCCGCCCGGGGCCCGCGGCGGAGGGCGGCGGCAGCCAGGCAGGCAGCAGUGAGCGGCCCGACGCGGUGCGGUGCGGUGCGGUGCGGUGCGGGAUGGAAGCGGAGGCGGGCGUGGGGCCAAGCCGGGAGCAGACUGCAAGAGUCCCGGGAUCGGUGAAGGCCGGGGCUUGCGCCACAGCGCCUUGCCAGGGUCCUCUUGCGCCGCCUCCGCCACCCGCCCGGGGCCCGCGGCGGAGGGCGGCGGCAGCCAGUGAGCGGCCCGACGCGGUGCGGUGCGGUGCGGUGCGGUGCGGGAUGGAAGCGGAGGCGGGCGUGGGGCCAAGCCGGGAGCAGACUGCAAGAGUCCCGGGAUCGGUGAAGGCCGGGGCUUGCGCCACAGCGCCUUGCCAGGGUCCUCUUGCGCCGCCUCCGCCACCCGCCCGGGGCCCGCGGCGGAGGGCGGCGGCAGCCAGUGAGCGGCCCGACGCGGUGCGGUGCGGUGCGGUGCGGUGCGGGAUGGAAGCGGAGGCGGGCGUGGGGCCAAGCCGGGAGCAGACUGCAAGAGUCCCGGGAUCGGUGAAGGCCGGGGCUUGCGCCACAGCGCCUUGCCAGGGUCCUCUUGCGCCGCCUCCGCCACCCGCCCGGGGCCCGCGGCGGAGGGCGGCGGCAGCCAGUGAGCGGCCCGACGCGGUGCGGUGCGGUGCGGUGCGGUGCGGGAUGGAAGCGGAGGCGGGCGUGGGGCCAAGCCGGGAGCAGACUGCAAGAGUCCCGGGAUCGGUGAAGGCCGGGGCUUGCGCCACAGCGCCUUGCCAGGGUCCUCUUGCGCCGCCUCCGCCACCCGCCCGGGGCCCGCGGCGGAGGGCGGCGGCAGCCAGUGAGCGGCCCGACGCGGUGCGGUGCGGUGCGGUGCGGUGCGGGAUGGAAGCGGAGGCGGGCGUGGGGCCAAGCCGGGAGCAGACUGCAAGAGUCCCGGGAUCGGUGAAGGCCGGGGCUUGCGCCACAGCGCCUUGCCAGGGUCCUCUUGCGCCGCCUCCGCCACCCGCCCGGGGCCCGCGGCGGAGGGCGGCGGCAGCCAGUGAGCGGCCCGACGCGGUGCGGUGCGGUGCGGUGCGGUGCGGGAUGGAAGCGGAGGCGGGCGUGGGGCCAAGCCGGGAGCAGACUGCAAGAGUCCCGGGAUCGGUGAAGGCCGGGGCUUGCGCCACAGCGCCUUGCCAGGGUCCUCUUGCGCCGCCUCCGCCACCCGCCCGGGGCCCGCGGCGGAGGGCGGCGGCAGCCAGUGAGCGGCCCGACGCGGUGCGGUGCGGUGCGGUGCGGUGCGGGAUGGAAGCGGAGGCGGGCGUGGGGCCAAGCCGGGAGCAGACUGCAAGAGUCCCGGGAUCGGUGAAGGCCGGGGCUUGCGCCACAGCGCCUUGCCAGGGUCCUCUUGCGCCGCCUCCGCCACCCGCCCGGGGCCCGCGGCGGAGGGCGGCGGCAGCCAGUGAGCGGCCCGACGCGGUGCGGUGCGGUGCGGUGCGGUGCGGGAUGGAAGCGGAGGCGGGCGUGGGGCCAAGCCGGGAGCAGACUGCAAGAGUCCCGGGAUCGGUGAAGGCCGGGGCUUGCGCCACAGCGCCUUGCCAGGGUCCUCUUGCGCCGCCUCCGCCACCCGCCCGGGGCCCGCGGCGGAGGGCGGCGGCAGCCAGUGAGCGGCCCGACGCGGUGCGGUGCGGUGCGGUGCGGUGCGGGAUGGAAGCGGAGGCGGGCGUGGGGCCAAGCCGGGAGCAGACUGCAAGAGUCCCGGGAUCGGUGAAGGCCGGGGCUUGCGCCACAGCGCCUUGCCAGGGUCCUCUUGCGCCGCCUCCGCCACCCGCCCGGGGCCCGCGGCGGAGGGCGGCGGCAGCCAGUGAGCGGCCCGACGCGGUGCGGUGCGGUGCGGUGCGGUGCGGGAUGGAAGCGGAGGCGGGCGUGGGGCCAAGCCGGGAGCAGACUGCAAGAGUCCCGGGAUCGGUGAAGGCCGGGGCUUGCGCCACAGCGCCUUGCCAGGGUCCUCUUGCGCCGCCUCCGCCACCCGCCCGGGGCCCGCGGCGGAGGGCGGCGGCAGCCAGUGAGCGGCCCGACGCGGUGCGGUGCGGUGCGGUGCGGUGCGGGAUGGAAGCGGAGGCGGGCGUGGGGCCAAGCCGGGAGCAGACUGCAAGAGUCCCGGGAUCGGUGAAGGCCGGGGCUUGCGCCACAGCGCCUUGCCAGGGUCCUCUUGCGCCGCCUCCGCCACCCGCCCGGGGCCCGCGGCGGAGGGCGGCGGCAGCCAGUGAGCGGCCCGACGCGGUGCGGUGCGGUGCGGUGCGGUGCGGGAUGGAAGCGGAGGCGGGCGUGGGGCCAAGCCGGGAGCAGACUGCAAGAGUCCCGGGAUCGGUGAAGGCCGGGGCUUGCGCCACAGCGCCUUGCCAGGGUCCUCUUGCGCCGCCUCCGCCACCCGCCCGGGGCCCGCGGCGGAGGGCGGCGGCAGCCAGUGAGCGGCCCGACGCGGUGCGGUGCGGUGCGGUGCGGUGCGGGAUGGAAGCGGAGGCGGGCGUGGGGCCAAGCCGGGAGCAGACUGCAAGAGUCCCGGGAUCGGUGAAGGCCGGGGCUUGCGCCACAGCGCCUUGCCAGGGUCCUCUUGCGCCGCCUCCGCCACCCGCCCGGGGCCCGCGGCGGAGGGCGGCGGCAGCCAGUGAGCGGCCCGACGCGGUGCGGUGCGGUGCGGUGCGGUGCGGGAUGGAAGCGGAGGCGGGCGUGGGGCCAAGCCGGGAGCAGACUGCAAGAGUCCCGGGAUCGGUGAAGGCCGGGGCUUGCGCCACAGCGCCUUGCCAGGGUCCUCUUGCGCCGCCUCCGCCACCCGCCCGGGGCCCGCGGCGGAGGGCGGCGGCAGCCAGUGAGCGGCCCGACGCGGUGCGGUGCGGUGCGGUGCGGUGCGGGAUGGAAGCGGAGGCGGGCGUGGGGCCAAGCCGGGAGCAGACUGCAAGAGUCCCGGGAUCG